Messenger RNA from Gracilinanus agilis (Agile Gracile Mouse Opossum), 2619 nucleotides. RefSeq names its product transcription factor CP2 like 1 (gene TFCP2L1). Gene Ontology annotation, molecular function: DNA-binding transcription activator activity, RNA polymerase II-specific; RNA polymerase II cis-regulatory region sequence-specific DNA binding. Gene Ontology annotation, cellular component: nucleus. Bases 86 to 1552 code for a protein of 488 amino acids. Gene Ontology annotation, biological process: regulation of transcription by RNA polymerase II. The transcript has 16 exons. NCBI's taxonomy places the organism in Eukaryota, Metazoa, Chordata, Mammalia, Didelphimorphia, Didelphidae. The record is from RefSeq and is a predicted model, not a curated record.
GUUCCGGGGGCGCUGGCCACUGUUCUGCCACACUUCUCUCCCCUUAUCAUCCGCGCUCUCCCGACUUCCGAGACGGAAAGAAACCAUGCUGUUUUGGCACACUCAGCCGGAGCACUACAACCAGCACAACUCCGGCAGCUACCUGCGGGAUUUGACUAGUGCUCUUCAAAGGGAAAAUGAUGUCCUUGCACUGCCAAUCUUUAAGCAGGAGGAACCUCAGCUGUCCCCUGAGAAUGAAGCCAAACUGCCCCCAUUUCAGUAUGUGCUCUGUGCAGCCACAUCACCAGCUGUGAAACUUCAUGAAGAAACUCUGACUUACCUCAAUCAAGGUCAGUCUUAUGAAAUCCGACUUUUGGAGAAUCGGAAGCUGGGAGAUUUUCAAGAUCUCAACACCAAAUAUGUGAAGAGUAUCAUCCGUGUGGUUUUCCAUGACCGGCGGCUACAGUACACAGAGCAUCAGCAGCUGGAGGGCUGGAGAUGGAGUCGUCCUGGAGAUCGAAUCCUGGAUAUUGAUAUCCCUCUCUCUGUUGGCAUCUUGGAUCCCCGAGCCAGCCCAACACAAUUAAAUGCAGUGGAAUUUCUGUGGGAUCCUUCAAAAAGAGCUUCGGCAUUCAUUCAGGUACAUUGCAUCAGCACAGAAUUCACACCCAGGAAGCAUGGGGGAGAAAAGGGAGUUCCUUUUCGAGUGCAAAUUGAUACUUUUAAACAGAAUGAGAAUGGGGAGUACACAGAACAUCUGCAUUCAGCCAGUUGCCAGAUCAAAGUGUUCAAGCCAAAGGGAGCAGAUCGGAAACAGAAGACAGAUCGGGAGAAAAUGGAGAAGAGAACUGCACAAGAGAAGGAGAAGUACCAGCCAUCCUAUGAAACUACAAUCCUCACAGAGUGUUCUCCAUGGCCAGAUAUUCCUUACCAAGUAAACAAUGUCCCAUCACCGAGUUACAACAGCUCUCCAAACAGCUUCAGCCUGGGAGAUGGCAACAGUUCUCCAACUCACCAAGUGGAGCCUCUGCCUAUCAGCAAUGAUCACCUCCUUCCUUCCGCUUCUAUUCAAGAUGCCCAGCAGUGGCUUUACCGCAAUAGGUUUUCUCCGUUCUGUAGACUCUUCUCAAGUUUCUCUGGUGCUGACUUGCUGAAAAUGUCCAAAGAAGAUUUUGUUCAAAUCUGUGGCCCUGCUGAUGGGAUCCGGCUCUUCAAUGCCAUCAAAGGCAGAAACGUAAGGCCAAAGAUGACCAUCUAUGUGUGCCAGGAAUUGGAGCAGAACAGGUCUCAUCUUCAGCAGAAGAGAGAAGGUGGAGACAGCAGUUUGUGUGUGUACCAUGCUAUCUUUUUGGAAGAGCUGACCACUUUGGAGCUAAUUGAGAAGAUUGCAAACCUCUACAACAUUUCCCCUCAGCAUAUUAACAGAAUCUACAGGCAGGGACCAACAGGGAUCCAUGUGGUGGUGAGCAAUGAGAUGGUACAGAAUUUCCAAGAUGAAUCUUGUUUUGUUAUCAGCACAUUAAAAGCUGAAAGCAACGAUGGCUACCACAUCAUCUUGAAAUGUGGACUCUGAAUGCCAGGAUCCUAAACCACAUCAGACUCCAAUGCACCCCUUUUCUUCUCUCCUAUCACCUCAACGUAGACAUCACCCCAGCUGCAAAAUAAAGAGACUUGUUUGGAAAAAGCAAAAGCUCAAAGGGGACCACCAUGACUACAGAAAACAGUGAUGAUAAUGAUGAUGAUGAUGACGACGACGACUACGACAACUUGGCAGAGAUAGAAGAAAAGACACUGUCCAGAAAAUGUGCUCCUAUCCCCUUCCCUUGCUUUUCUGUCCUCAAGCCUUUUUAAACUCCAAAUUUCUCAUCCUUGUUCACUGGCCUUGUCAUUCUUGAAUGAAAAAACAGCAUUCAAUUUUUUUCUCUGAAACUCAUUCCUGGGGAGGACCCUGGGUUUGAGUUUUUUCCCUUUGGAUUCCUUGGGUUCCCUAGCUCCCAAUCCUUCUGGUUUGUUCACUUAGAGCCCCAAGGUGAAUCCUUUGUUUCACAUCAGUGCAUUCUCUGGCUAAAUGGAUCUGUGGGUAGAAUGACUAAAUUGUUGGAUGCUGGUGACUCACCCUGUGAGUCCUUCUCAUGACUACUCCUAGAAAUACUUUCCCUUUUCACUUCUUUUGGGGAAUGCCCCCAACCCUUUCCUUUUCUCUGGGAUUUAAUGAUGCAACUGAUGUGGGUUCAUUUUUGUAUUAUUAUCUUAUCUCUCCUUUCUUCCCCAUUCCCUAUCCCAAUUUCAAAAUAAUUUUGUAAAUUUUUAAAGAAUGGUACAGCCUUUAUCAGGGCAGGCUUUGUUGUAUCCUAUCCUCACUCAGAUAUUUGUGAAUGCCCCCAUUGUGGGUAUAUUAGCUUCUAUGUCAAUAGCUAUUUCUUCUGAAGACUCUAAGGAUCCUACAGCUAAAGAAAGUGGAUGUAGACUUUCACAAAUGAUAAUUGAAAUGGAACUCAAAGUAUUUUAUCUUUUAAGCAUUUGUUGAGAUUGGUGAUGGCUGGGAAAGGAAAAAGCUCCUGAGUUGCUAGUUUAACCUGAAGUGGUUUUGACAGUCAUGGUACCAGAAUUCUUGGUUUACAUAUAAAAUUUGUAGUUGAA